AUGUUCAACGACCUCCAGAAGCUCGACGACCUCGUGAAUUUGUUUCACCAUGAUGCCCAAGUUGCAUUUGUUCCAUUUGCUGCAAUCGCGAUUCAGAACUGCUGUGUGGCGGGCAUCCAAAAUUUGAGGGAGCAUGAGCGAGCACGAACCGAGAAUCAUCGCCUUCGUGAGCGGGUGAAGCAGUUGAACAUGAUUCAGAAGAAUCUGCUGAAGCAGGUCUCCGUGCUUCUCACAGAGCGGGAGGAGCUCAAGCGGCUGGUCGAAAAGAGACCGAGCUCGCGCAGAGGCCGUGCCGUUUCUUCAACAUCCAGCUGCGUCAGUUUGCACGUAGGGGACUUGGCAUCAGCCAUUCGGAAUGGCACGAAGUCAGCUGAGCUCUCGCUGAGUGACUCGCACCUGGCACAGGAGUCAGGGGAUGAUGGCCUCCAGGAGGUGCCAGAGACGGCUCGAAGCCGACCACACGAGGAGAGCCCCGAGCGAUCUGUGUCGAGGGACUCAGGCUUGCGAUGGCAGUGCAGCAGUCAAGAACUGCUGCGUCAGAUUCGCCUAGCUGGCUACCCUGCCGCGAGAGCAGCCAUUGCUUCCCAGAAGGUCAAUGGCUCUCGUGGACGUCGCACUUCCCAGGGGAACGGCCGAAGCAAUCCUGCCUCGCCCUUGCGCGCCAAAGCGGAGGAGGAAGAUUUCAUGACCUCUUACGCCCGGCACAUCAAGGCAUACAACUUGCGCCAGAAUGUGGAGAAGUGGGCCAUCUUCGUUCAGCCAAACGAAUAUGCAAUGAACGCCUUCUUGGAAAUCGGUGAAAAAUUGGGAUGA
This is a messenger RNA of Symbiodinium necroappetens, 813 nucleotides long. The record is from the annotation of a GenBank genome assembly. Lineage: Eukaryota; Dinophyceae; Suessiales; Symbiodiniaceae.